AUGGGUCUUCCUAACCACUGGAUUAAACUUAUUAACCAAUGUAUUUCUACUGUCUCUUACUCUGUCCUUCUCAAUGGUAGCCCAACAGGGUUUUUCCAACCGGAAAAAGGUUUGAGACAAGGGGAUUUCCCUCUUUCCCAUUAUCUUUACAUCAUAUGCUCUGGAGCUCUGUCUUCUUACAUUGAUAGCCUUCAAAAUAAUGGAACUUUAGAAGGUAUCAAAGUUUGUAAAGAUGCUCCAGAAAUGACACAUCUGUUGUUUGCUGAUGACUCUCUCUUGUUUUCUAAAGCUACCACCCAAAAUUUUCAAGUCAUAAAAGACUAUAUUCAAAAAUAUUGCUUGGCCUCUAGGAAAGAAAUUAAUUUUGAAAAAUCUGGUAUUUUAUUUAGUAGAAAAAUUCCUGAGCAUAGGAAAGCUCUUCUGUCAAACAUUCUUGAGAUCCAGAGCAGGGACCUAGGAGGAAAAUAUCUUGGCACUCCCACUGUGUUCCAAGCCUCUAAAAUCCAAACCCAUAUGGGUAUUCUCCAAGAUGUGGAUGCCAGAAUUUCUAUCUGGCUACAUAAGCUCCUGUCUCAGGCUGCUAGAACUACCUUGGUUAAGCAUAUUGACCAAGUUAUUCCUAUUUUUCAAAUGAGAGCUUUUCUUAUCCCUAAACAUCUUUGUAAACAAAUGGAUUCUCAUCUUUGUAAAUUUUUGUGGGGAGAAACUUUAGACCCAAAAGACAGGAAAUUGCACUUGUUAGGCUGGGAUAUCUUAUGCUCCCCCAAGGCUGAAUGUGGCUUAGGAUUUAGAAAGGCUGAAUUGAAUAAUCUGGCUAUGCUGGCUAGGAAUGCUUGGAGAAUCCUGGAAAACCAAAAUUGUUUGGUAGAAACUGUUCUUAAAGCUAAAUACUUUCCAAGAACUGAUUUCUUGAAUGCUAAGUGCACUGGCAAGUGCUCUUGGACUUGGAAGUGUUUGCAUGCUAUAAAAGAACUCAUUAAGCCUUUCAUCUACUGGAUUGUAGGGGAUGGUCAAUUUAUUAACCCUUGGUGUGAUAAAUGGAUACCCACAACUGGGCUCUGCCACACCUAA
Messenger RNA from Papaver somniferum (opium poppy), 1071 nucleotides. RefSeq lists its product as uncharacterized. The transcript has a single exon. The record is from RefSeq and is a predicted model, not a curated record. NCBI's taxonomy places the organism in Eukaryota, Viridiplantae, Streptophyta, Magnoliopsida, Ranunculales, Papaveraceae. The coding region runs from base 1 to 1071 and encodes 356 amino acids.